Molecule: messenger RNA, 590 nt
Organism: Phaedon cochleariae (mustard beetle)
Lineage: Eukaryota; Metazoa; Arthropoda; Insecta; Coleoptera; Chrysomelidae
Source: the annotation of a GenBank genome assembly
CUAAAGGCUGGAAAUGCUGAGAGAAAUUGUAACAGGUAAUCAGCUUGGUGCUCACAUUAAUAAGAUGGUAAGCGUCACUGGUAUUGUCACAGAAAUAUCUCCAAACGGCCUAUGGUUCGAGAUGAAGACAACAGACAAUCAAAUUGUGAGAAUUUCCUUGAAGAGACCUAUUGAUAAUCCUAUAGAAGGUUACGUAGAGGUCCAUGGAAAAUCGACUGGGAAAGGCAUUACAGCAGAAGAAUACAUCACAUUCAGUAAUGAAAAUUUUGAUGCCAAAGCCUACAACUCUUUGAGCACCUUAUUGAACAGUGUACCAAACCUAUGGAGUACAUCAUAACUAAACAGAAUUUUAUUAAUGUUGUUCAUCCAUAGUAAUUAGUGUUUGGAUCAUUACAUUUCCAUUACAUUACAAUUAUUAUUCUUAUAGGAUAUCUCCUAAUUUUUGAGAUGUAAUUUCAUAAAUAGUUUGUGAGAAUAAAACAUAGAAUAAGUGUAAAUACUAUUUAGGCAAUGCUAACAUAAGAUGCAUAUUGAAUUUUUAUAUUUUUCCAACAAUUAUAAAUUUCGCCAGUAAAAUCUAUUCAAAUGAA